Messenger RNA from Arvicola amphibius (Eurasian water vole), 1857 nucleotides. Its product is annotated as glyceraldehyde-3-phosphate dehydrogenase, testis-specific-like. NCBI's taxonomy places the organism in Eukaryota, Metazoa, Chordata, Mammalia, Rodentia, Cricetidae. The record is from RefSeq and is a predicted model, not a curated record. Gene Ontology annotation, molecular function: oxidoreductase activity, acting on the aldehyde or oxo group of donors, NAD or NADP as acceptor; NAD binding.
AUGACUUGUCUCUUGGGUCAGGCCUGUUCAUGGCUUCUGCUAUCCUUGGCUGUAGUCCCAUGGUACUGGCAUCUCAAAAAUCCUGAGGUUUUCUGCAGCAACUGGGCAAUACUUUCACCAGCAGCCUCUCCUGGACUCUCUUCAUGGUGCCAAGCCUCAUCUUCUUUCUAUGGCACCUUCAGUGGAGUUCCAACUUCUACCAAGGUUGUACCUUCACCAAUGGCCUCUCCUGGUUGUUCAUCUGUUCUCAUGACCUCUUUGUCCUUCAAAACUAGUGCCACCUGGGAGGCUCUUACACAAGCUCAAGUUUGGCUGCCAGUAAAGGGUGAGACCAUCUCAAAACAAAAACAAAAGGAAUGGAGGAUUCUGGAGUCUGACUCUCCCGUCUGUGAGAGAAAACUGGAUGGUGAGAAGACAGUGCAAUUGGGGGUUCUAAACAGAGCCAAAUGGAAAGACAGAGAGGAGCACAUGGGAAGGCGGUUAGAGCUGCAGGAGGACGUUUGGGACAAGAGAGAGCCUCAUGGAAGCCAGCAAAGAGGAUUUUUUUUCCUGCAAGGGUUCAGCCGAAUGCUGACUAACAGUACAAUACCAAGAUACCGCUCAAAGCAGGAGGAAGAAUUACGAAGUGGAGCAGGAGGAACAAGUCCUGAGAUAUUGAUGGAGGCACUGCAGUUAGGUUCCCAGCACCCACAUAAGGUGCCAGGGUACCUCUGGCUCCAGUGGGAUCUAAUGCCCUCCUCUGACUUCCUUGGGCACCUGUGUGCUCCUUCCAAGGAUGAAAGGUGUGCACCACCACCACCUGGCCCACUGUAUGCUGUCUGUAGGCAGUCCAUUUUUAAUGUAAAAACAGGUUGGGUUAGAUGGCUCAGUGGGCCAGGUGGUGGUGGUGCACACCUUUCAGACCUGUCUCAGGAGACGGAGGCAGAGAGCCGUAUUGGAUGCCUGGUCACCAGGACUGCCUUCAGCUCUUGCAAAGUGGAUGCUGUUGCCAUCAGUAACCCCUCCAUUGACCUCAACUACGUGGUCUAUAUGUUCUUGUAAGAUUCCACCUACUGCAAGAUGCACAGCUCAGUCAAGGCUGAGAACAGGAAACUUGUCAUCAAUAGGAAGACCAUUUUCUUCUGCCAGGAGUGAGAUUCCAUCAGUAUAGAUAAGGGUAAUGGUGUUGUCUCUAUUUCCACAGAGAAGGUAAGGGCCCACUUGAAGGGUAGAGCCAAAAGGGUCAUCUCCUAUGCCCCUUCUGCUGAUGGCCCCGUGUUUGUGAUGGAUGUGAACCACAAGAGGAAUGCCAAUUCACUCGAGAAUAUCAGCAUUACCUUCUGCCCUGCCAACAAUUUAGCACCCCAUCCACCCACCAAGGUCAUCCAUGACAAUUUUGGCAUCAUCAAGGGACUCAUGACCAUAGUCCAUGAGAUCACUGUCAUCCAGAAGACUUUGGAUGACCCCUCUGGAAACUGUGGCAUGAUGGCUCUGGGGUUGCCCAGAAGAUCAUUCCUGCAUCCACUGACACUGCAAAGCUGUGGGCAGUACCAUCCAAGUCUGAACAGGAAACUCACUGGCAUGGCUUUCCAUGUUCCUAUCCCUAAUGUGUCCACUGUGGACAUGACAUGCUGUUUGGAGAAAGCUGCCAAGGAUGAAGACAUCAAGGCGGUGAAGCAGGCAUCAGAGGGCCCACGUUUAAAGGGCAUCCUGGGCAACACCGAGGGCCAGGUUGUCUCCUUUAUCUGCUAUGACUUUAAUAGUGAUACCCACUCUUCCACCUUUGUGGCUGGGGCUGGUAAAGCCCUAUAUGACAAUGAAUAUGGCUACAGCAACAGGUUGGUGGACCUCAUGGCCCACAUGAUUUCCCAGGAGUAA